Molecule: messenger RNA, 408 nt
Organism: Parnassius apollo (apollo)
Lineage: Eukaryota; Metazoa; Arthropoda; Insecta; Lepidoptera; Papilionidae
Source: the annotation of a GenBank genome assembly
AUGGCCGCUACUGUUUUCGUUUUUACUUGUGUUUUCGGUUUGUUAGCUCCGAGCAUCUACGGACAAUGCCUGUCACGGUGUGCAAACAACUUGGGCGUUUACGGCAAUGGCCUAGCAAUUACAAUUGUUAUAAUAAAAAAUUACAAAGAUUGUUCACUCUCUGCAGCUAACGCAGAUGCUGCGCUAGCAGCCGCCGACGGUGGAGGUUUUAUUAUGAUCAGCAGCUCACCCAGUGCUUCACGCGGUGUAUUUGUAUCAUCCGAUAACGAAAUUUCGGGCAUUUUGUCGGUCAUCGGUCAGCUGCCAUUCUCAAGCACCGCACUUUUGGACGGUGCAUUGCCUAUAGCUGGCGCUGGUUCUGUAAGAUACGGCUGUGGAUACGGUGACCUGAGCAUCUUGCGUGAGUAA